AUGAAGGUCAAAUCACACACAGCGGAGCAAGGGUUUCCCGCCUCCGGAGUUAUCAGAGACAUGAUUGAGUGCGUUACUGCGGACGUCUCCGAUAUUGAGCAGUUCUACAACAUCACCUUCUCCAAAACGCGGAUCUACCGCUUGGAGGACUAUUACCGCGACAAACUGGCCGAGCUGGCAACUGUUCAAUAUCUCUUCUUGCACCCCGAAGAUCGGACCGACUAUAUACUACUGGAGAAAUACUUGCAUCAACAACGCGGAAGCCUCGCGUCCUUGAAAGCUUCCCUCGAGGAACUGAAACCUCUCAUCGAGCCGUUUGCAUCUGGACUGGUUGUACUUAUCGAACGCAGACAAAAGGUAGAGCCAACUACCGGCAGGUAUGCAGCAGAUGUUCUUUCGUCUGUGGCUCAGGAUUUAGAAAAGAAGCUUCGCGCAAUCAGUACCGACGAACGGCCCAAAGACCCAGGAGCUCGUUUUGCAGCCUAUCGCGCGGUCAAAUGUCUGGAAGAGCUUACAGGAGCGUUGGAGGAAUGGACGAUCUUCUACAAAGGAUAUGAUCCAGACUUCACAUGGUGGACGAGUGCUCCUUUCCAGGAGGUAAUCCGACAGUUGAACUCCUUCCAAGCAGCCGUGACCGCUAAUUUGGUUGGAAGCUCUGUUGGCAGCUCUACUGAUGACAUAGUUGGUCAGCCCGUCGGAAGAUCAGGUCUCCUAACAGAUCUCGAUGCUCAGUUUAUCGCAUACAGUCCCGAAGAGCUGAUCGAGAUCGCUGACAAGGAAUAUGCCUGGUGCAAAACUGAGAUGAUCAAAGCAUCUAAGGCAUUGGGAUAUGGAAAAGACUGGAAAGCUGCACUUGAGCAUGUCAAGAAUCUCUAUGUUGAACCUGGCCAGCAAACGCGUCUUGUCCACGAACUGUCUAAAGAGGCAGUAGCAUACGUCAAACGCCAUGACAUGGUCACAGUCCCAACUAUAGCCGAAGAAUGCUGGAGAACUUUCAUGAUGACACCCGAGCGACAAAAAGUCAACCCGUUCUUUCUUGGAGGAGAAUCCCUCAUCGUGUCGUAUCCAACUGACACGAUGUCGCACGCAGACAAGUUGAUGUCUAUGCGCGGAAACAACAGACCAAUGUCCAGAAGUACUGUCUUUCACGAGCUGAUCCCCGGUCACCAUCUCCAGAUGCACAUGAUCGCCCGCUACAGAUCCUAUAGAAGCCUCUUCACCACACCUUUCUGGAUCGAGGGUUGGGCUUUCUACUGGGAGUUCAUUCUGUGGGAUCGUGGCUUCGCUAGCACUCCAGAAGAGAAGAUCGGUAUGCUUUUCUGGCGCAUGCACCGCUGUGCUCGCAUCGUUUUCAGUCUCAAGUUCCAUAUGAACCAGAUGACACCUCGAGAAUGCAUCGACUACUUGGUUAACAAGGUCGGGCAUGAAAGAGCCACCGCCGAAGGUGAAGUUAGACGAAGCUUUAAUGGCGAUUACAAUGCCCUGUACCAAGCUGGAUAUAUGCUCGGAGCACUCCAAAUCUAUGCCUUGCGCAAAGAGAUGGUAGAGAACGGUGAUUUCUCGGAGAAGGAGUUUCACGAUCGUAUACUCAGGGAAGGAGAGAUGCCUAUAGAGAUCCUUAGGGCAUUGCUGCAAGACAAGAGACUGCGGCCAGGUCACAAGGCAGAUUGGAGGUUCUAUGAUCUCUAG
Molecule: messenger RNA, 1689 nt
Organism: Aureobasidium musti
Lineage: Eukaryota; Fungi; Ascomycota; Dothideomycetes; Dothideales; Saccotheciaceae
Source: the annotation of a GenBank genome assembly